Messenger RNA from [Torrubiella] hemipterigena, 2436 nucleotides. Lineage: Eukaryota; Fungi; Ascomycota; Sordariomycetes; Hypocreales; Clavicipitaceae. The record is from the annotation of a GenBank genome assembly.
CCCACAAACACGCUGGCGCUUGCGCUGGCAACAGCGCUGUUUGCUAUGGGAAGCCCGCCUCCACCACCUUUUUUUUCUCCCCUUCCUCUUUUUCCUUCCCUCUUUUUUUCUUCCCGCACCCACACCACGCACACGCAAAACCAAGUCCCCUCUUCUCCCAACCCACCUCACAUCUCCAAACCCCCCAACUCCCAUCCUCUCCCAUCCUCUCCUCUUCGCCUCGCCCUCGCCGCCUCUCGCCUCCGAUCAAAUUCAUCGACUUUAUCGUCUUCGAACCCGAUCCUAUCAUCCGCUACGUCCCCGCCACCAGCUCUCACCUUGACCCCGCCACUUCUUUCACCUUUGCGCCGGCCUUGAAAAUUUCUAGCUUCAAGCCGUUUCCCCUGACACAACCUCGUACGGACGCGCGCUUCCGUCUUUUUCAAUUCUAAUUCAACCUCUUUGACGUCAUCUUCGUCUCAAGCCCUCUUCUUUACACCCUCUAACCGAAUUCUCACCCGCACAUCUCAAAAUGUCUGCCUCCCAGGAUCUUAUGCCCUCCAACGGUAGCGACAUCCUUGACAACAUGGACCACCUCAAGUUCGAGGACCGCCUCGGCCCCGAUGGCGAGCCUGCCCCUAAGACGGACGAGGAAUAUGCCCAAGCUCAGCUUACCCUUCGUGCCAUCGUCUCCUCCAAGGAGGCUGGUGUCAUCAUUGGCAAGGCGGGCAAGAAUGUCGCUGAUCUCCGCGACGAGACUGGCGUCAAGGCUGGCGUCAGCAAAGUUGUACAGGGCGUCCACGAUCGUGUCCUCACCAUCACCGGUGGCUGCGAUGCAAUCUCUCGUGCGUACGCUGUCGUCGCCCGUGCCCUCCUCGAAGGCGCACCUGCCAUGGGUAUGGGUGGCAUCAUCCAGAGCAAUGGAACUCACCCUAUCAAGCUACUCAUCUCUCACAACCAGAUGGGCACCAUCAUUGGUCGUCAGGGCCUCAAGAUCAAGCACAUUCAGGACAACUCUGGAGUGCGCAUGGUUGCCCAAAAGGAGAUGCUUCCCCAGUCCACCGAGCGCAUUGUCGAAGUUCAGGGUACACCCGAAGGAAUCCAGCGCGCCAUCUGGGAAAUUUGCAAGUGCCUCGUCGAUGACUGGCAGAGAGGCACAGGCACUGUGCUCUACAACCCCGUUGUUCGAACACAGGCUGGCUCAUCCACCACUAGCGGCAAUGGGUUUAGCUCUAGCCCUUCCCGCACUGAGUACAGCAGCCCUCGCGUAAUGCGCACUGGAAACGGAUCCGACUUCAGCAACGGUGGUUCCCGCCCCUUCACCCGCCGUUCCGACUCUGACGCAGGCUCUCGUGGGCCCCCUACUCACGAUGAGAACGGCGAAGAGAUCCAGACUCAAAACAUCAGCAUUCCCGCUGACAUGGUUGGCUGCAUCAUUGGCCGUGCCGGCAGCAAGAUUAGCGAAAUUCGCAAGACUUCUGGCGCUCGCAUCUCCAUUGCCAAGGCUCCCCAUGAUGAGACUGGCGAACGCAUGUUCACCAUUAUGGGAACCGCCAAGGCUAACGAAUCUGCCUUGUUCCUUCUCUAUGAGAACCUCGAGGCCGAAAAGAUGCGCCGCAGCCAGUUGCAGGACGGCGAAUAAAGCUGAUGGGUAUGCACACACUGGGUAGCCUAACCAGAGUUUCUACUCCCCAGCACUCUCUGGCUUUCAACUUCAUGCUUCAUUUUAGGCUCCUCAAUUGCAAGGCAGCCGCCGAUCUCGUCACCCCUCAACCUCUCUCGAAAACCCGCCCACUGUCUUAACCCACAACAAGGCAGGCUACAGCUAGCCACGAUAUACUUGUACAACGCCUAUUCUUCUCGAGCUGCUUCCACAGCUGAUUCAUUUCUCGUUACUCGUCUUUUUUUCUUUAUGCGUUGACUUUCUUUUUUACAUUGGCUGCAUUCAUGCGUUAUUUAUGACGGAGCUAUGGACAUACCGCUCCAUAUGAUUUGAUGAGAACACCUCUUCGCUUGGGCAUACCUCUUAAACACCUCCCCCAAGGCUGUCGAUGACGACCUCUUGAGACUCGCAUCUGACAUGACUUUGGGCGUACGACUCCCAAUCAAUCAUCUCCCACCAUCCGUCUUGUUACGAAUGGACAAUGGGCUCCGCAACCGAUCUCUAUAUCCCCUCUUUCCCCAACAAAAAAACACACAUACCGACUUUCUCUUUGCUCAACACAAUACUCAACGAAACAACCAGAAAAUAGUUAUGUUCUUGAUGCACACUGAGACGCCCCAUGAGAUGGCGUCUCAAGGACGACUGUGGAUUAUGCAUCUUUUCUUAAUAUACCCAUCUCGCCUACUUUGUGUCCUUGUUUGCCUCAGUAUUUGAGGGUGGUUUGCCUAGAUAGGAAGCGUAUCUAGCCGUUUUGCGACGAGACUAAAUACAAUAUAAUAUAUUUUUUUUCUUUU